Triticum dicoccoides is the source of this 710-nucleotide messenger RNA. RefSeq lists its product as uncharacterized. Lineage: Eukaryota; Viridiplantae; Streptophyta; Magnoliopsida; Poales; Poaceae. The transcript has a single exon. The record is from RefSeq and is a predicted model, not a curated record. The coding region runs from base 49 to 603 and encodes 184 amino acids.
ACUAAUCCUAGCUUUCCUUGUGAUGCUGUUUCAGGAUUCUUGUCUGCCAUGGGUGACUACACAAUCCGGAUAAGCACCAGCUUGAUCGAGCAGCUCGCGCGCGAUGACGAGAAGCAGGUGAAGAGGAGGACCAGGAAACCCAAGCCUAGGAAGGUCGUGGAGCAACCAGAGGAGCCUCAGGACAAUGGCAGGGAACUUCCAACUGAACCCAAGAGCAGCCCUGCCCCUGCCCCUGGGUGGUCGCUGCCGCCUCCCAUGUACCUGCCAGUGACCCCUGCUCCUCCACAACCGUCUCCUGCAAUCCAGGAGGUGGAAGCCAUACGCACGGUGGUGGCGGAGAGCGAGAAGGUGCUGGAGAAGCUGCAGAAGAAGCAGGCGACGAUGCGCGAGGAGCUCACCAAGAGGGCCAAGGAGCUGCAUGACAAGGAGUUCAAGCUGCCCUACCAGAACCCCGCGCCGUGCACCGACGAGAGGGCGGGCUGCGCCGAGUGCUACAGGAGCAACGUGCAGGACCCGCUCAAGUGCGCCGAGGCGGUCAAGAGGUUCGAGGCUUGCGUUCGCAUGGCGAGGCGGGGCGGUGCCACCAUGGGAGCUGCUCAGUAGUAGCGCUGGAGGAGGGGCUGCGAGUCGGAGCUGAGUGAGCGAGGUGUCGAGCACACGAUUUUGCUUCUGUCCGGAUGAUUGAUUGAAUAACCUGCCUGGUUUUUUGG